AUCUCGGCCAUUCACAUUUGCGCCCCACAAAAUAUUAGCGACCGUCAGGUGGCGCAGAGGACCAGAUGCGACGAGUUAAAAAAAAAAAAUUAACCGAUUUAUUUAUUUGCAUCACAAACGAGCGGCACUGAGGUCUCCUGUUCCUGCACUCCGGAUGGACAGACGCGUCUUUCUCGGCGGAAAGGCGAGCGCUCGUGCGUGCUGAGCUCGCACUGCACACUUGGCAGGAUUGUGAGUGAUGGAGUGGCUUUAUUUUCUGUGAUUCAAUCCUGCGCGCGUGCUCUGGAUCCUCUCCGGUCUUAAACAUGGAGCUGGCGGAGAGGAGACGCAGCCGGAAAUCACAGAGCUUUAAACUGAUCAGCGACUCAGACUAUGGACAUAAUUCUGACAGUGUGGAGCACAUGGACACGGACAGUGAACCUAUGGAUGCCUCUGAAAAUGAAACAUGGCUAGGUGAGGAAGGAAUGGAGAUUAAGAAGCAGAUUACGGGCAUGAUGCGGCUGCUGAGUGAUAAGGCAGGCCGGGUGUACCAGAGAGUUGGCAGAGAGGGGGAAACGCUUAAAGAGGAGCCACAAGAGGAGGGUUUGAGCUGGACUUUGGGUGACAAGCAAGGCCCUGAAGAGCCCGAGCAUGGCUGGAACUCAGUGUCCCACUGUCAGUAUGACACACGAUCCAAAACCCAGAAGAUGCUGGACCAGGGCAAAAGCAGAGACUCAGCUCUGCCGCCUGUGCCUGCCAGCAUGACGACAGAGUCCAGCUGCUGCAUGUGCAAUUGUAAGAGCACACUGCAGGCCAUCCUGCUGGAGUUACGCACAAUGAGAAAACUCAUGCAGACUCAGAGAGGCCUACCGGAGAAACAGCGUGCUGUGGCCAGCGCAUCUCCCACCUGCAGGAAGAGAUCUCGUAAGAGGAGGGCAGUGCAAAGAAUAAUAGCGUUGACCCCACCCACAAAAACUCCCACACCCCUACACACCCCCAUGGUGGCUGAAUCGUUUGAGAAGAUUUGCCAUGAAAAAAGUGAAAAUAAAGUGGAAGAAAAGAAACAGAGGGCUGUUCCAUCCCCUCUGUCAACACCUGUAUCUGAUCCUCCACCGUCAGCUCACUACUGUCUGAACAGAGAUCAGAACUGCACAGAGCUGGAGGUGCAGUUGGCAGAGGAAUAUGAAGUGUUCAUCCCGAAGGCGCAGCUGGACUCCAUCCUGCUGAACUACACACGCUCGGGCAGCCUGCUCUUCCGCAAGCUGGUGUGUGCCUUCUUCGAUGACGCCACUCUCGCUAACUCACUGCCCAACGGCAAGCGGAAGAGGGGUCUGAACGACCAGAGGAAAGGACUGGACCAGAACAUUGUGGGAGCCAUUAAAGUGUUCACAGAAAAAUACUGCACGGCAAACAGAAUCGAGAAGCUUCCUGGUCCACGAGACUGGGUCCAGAUCCUUCAAGACCAAAUCAAACUGGCUCGACGGCGCUUAAAAAGAGCGGAGACGACUACAGACUGUGAUGAGAUCAACAGGACAUGUACAUAUAAAACAGGUGCUGAUUGUCAGGUAGCUAUGGAAAAUGCUUAAGAUGACUCAUGGAGUUCAAGCAGUUUGGACUGCACCAUGUUCCAGUGAAGUUUAAAGUAUUAUCAAAGGCCUCAAGGUCAUUUUGUUCUUCGUGCAAGGGCUCAAUGGAUAUAGGCAGAAGAAAAUUGUGCCAUUUUGUUAAUCAAGGACUAGAUGAACUUGCUCAUUCAACAACAGAAACCUCCCUAACUCUCUGACUUCCCUACAUACACUAUAUUUUUAUGUUUCAAUACAAAUGCUUCUUGUUAAAUUGUGUGGUUUUAAAUGUGUGUGAAUGACUGAUUGUUGAUUGUUGAGUUGAUGGCUUAAUGUAUAAUGUGUUUUUACUUCCUUUACCUCAUUGAAGCACUUCACAAAACCAAGCUCUGAUGUUAAGAAAUUUAUGACUGUGUGCCUUUAAUUCAUUCUGCUGUAUGAAGUAAAUCCUCUGCGGUAGGGAUGCACCGAUCCAAAUUUAUCCUUUCACAAUAUGAGAUUGAUAUCAGAGCCAUGAGGUUUGGCUGACACCUGAUACUGAUUCGAUUGUGACAUCCUUUUAGUGACUGAGUCGACUCUGUAAGCUUGUGUUAUGUGAAACAUUAGAGGUGUGAUGGCGGGCUAAUUUAUGACAAGCUGUAUCCUGUGGUCAAGCACAAGAUCAGAAAAUAGUCAAUGGAUCAGAUUGGCAAAUAUUUCAACUCUGAUCUGAUACCAGUCCAGCAUUUUAGGUUAGUAUCAGCCCUGAUAUCAGUAAACGGUAUCGGAUUGGUACAUCCCUAACAUCCAACAGUAUUUUAAUGAACAUUUUACUCUAAACUAUAUUGUACCAUUUUCUGCUAGAGUUUGUAACAUCCUCUUUGCGCAGUAGACAGUGUAUCAGUACUGUAACCCCAAGAGCUGUGCCUACUGACUUGUGCUAAAUUUCUCCCGGUGUAAGAGGAUGUGUAUAUGUAAUGUGCACAAUUGUGUGAAUUAAGUCCCACAUCUUAGUCACAUGGAUUUACACUUCACUGGCUUAAAAUUCUUCAUUGUUUAUUGUACUGUGUGCACAGAUUGUCACAGAUUGUCAGAUGUCAAGUUGUUUAAAACUGUCAGAAAAAAAUAACUUUGACCAUUUUGUCUAAGGGUUUUAUUAUCUUUUUAACAUCUAUAAAGAAAAAAUAGAAAAGAAAAGGCAAACAGUAGUAAGUGCAUUGCUAGGAUAUUCACUAUCAGCAAACUGUGAAUAAGGAUCCUGGGAUGAACACAGGACAGUCUUUAUAAUUACAGCAGCAGUAAAAGUACAAAUCUACAGCAUACAACCAACAACAACAUUAAUAUAACAUUAACAGAUAAAGUAAAUAACACUAACAAGGUACAGAGACUUCAGUUCAGGUCUUUAAUUUGCUUAA
Molecule: messenger RNA, 2935 nt
Organism: Pangasianodon hypophthalmus (striped catfish)
Lineage: Eukaryota; Metazoa; Chordata; Actinopteri; Siluriformes; Pangasiidae
Gene: bend7
Product: BEN domain containing 7
Exons: 9
Coding region: 306-1565 (419 amino acids)
Molecular function (GO): DNA binding
Source: RefSeq, a predicted model, not a curated record